AUGGACUCGGCGAAUCGCGGUGCCGCCCCGCGAUCGAAUCGCAAACGAUCCCGCACUAAUGGCGAUGCCUCAUCAUCCGUCGCAGCUUCAAGCCCCAUGCCCUCGUCCCCACCAGCCUUCAAUGUCUCUCACGGCGGCGAUGACGACGACGACAUUGAGGAGGAGGCCGAGAUCCAAGAUGACCUUGACGACUUGGACGAGAUGGCUGAGGACGAGGUCGAUCUCUUCCGCGAAGGCUUCGAGCGAGACUACAGAGAGAAGGAUGACAAUGACACAUAUGAGGGGCUCGACAUUGACGACGAGGGAGACUACGAUGACCUGAACCUCGGCGACCGGCGAAGACUAGAAGCUCAGUUGAACCGCAGAGACCGGGAGGUUGCCCGCAGAAGAGCCCCUGCCGCCUUCCUCCCCGACGAAGACGAGGAUGGCGAUAUUGACCUCACCGCCCAACCUCGUAGACGCCGCCACCACUACGACGAAGACCCCGAUGACAUGAUGGACCAGGACAUUAUGGACGAGGAGCUGUCCCUGGAAGCCCUACAAGAUGUCAAGGCCUCGAGCUUGACCGACUGGGUGGCCCAGCCUGCUGUUCAGCGCACCAUCAAGCGAGAGUUCAAGGCUUUCCUGACCGAGUACACCGACGAGAACGGCUCCUCAGUGUACGGCAGUCGUAUUCGGACUCUCGGAGAGAUCAACGCCGAGUCUUUGGAGGUAUCGUACGACCAUCUGUCGUCGUCCAAGGCUAUCCUGGCCUACUUCCUCGCCAACGCACCGGUUGAGAUGCUCAACCUCUUUGACGAAGUUGCUAUGGACGUUGUGCUUCUUCACUACCCCGACUACGAGCGCAUUCACUCCGAUAUUCACGUUCGUAUCUUUGACCUGCCGGUUCAUUACACCCUCCGACAGCUUCGACAAUCCCAUCUGAACUGCCUUGUCAGAGUCAGCGGUGUCGUCACUCGCCGAUCUGGCGUCUUCCCCCAACUGAAGUACGUCAAGUUCGAUUGCACCAAGUGCGGUGUGACUCUCGGCCCUUUCCAACAGGAGUCCAAUGUCGAAGUCAAGAUCACCUUCUGCCAGAAUUGCCAAUCGCGAGGUCCUUUCACCAUCAACUCAGAAAAGACAGUCUACCGCAACUACCAGAAACUCAGUCUCCAGGAAUCCCCUGGCACUGUGCCCGCUGGGCGUCUGCCUCGCCACCGCGAGGUUAUCCUGCUCUGGGACUUGAUUGACAGGGUGAAGCCUGGCGAGGAGAUCGAAGUUACAGGUAUAUACCGAAAUAACUACGACGCUCAGCUUAACAACCGGAAUGGCUUCCCUGUAUUUGCCACCAUUCUCGAGGCAAACAAUGUUGUCAAGUCUCACGACCAGCUGGCCGGAUUCAGGCUGACCGAAGAAGACGAGCAAAAGAUUCGCAAACUAUCGCGUGAUCCCCAGAUCAUCGACAAGGUUAUCAACUCAAUGGCGCCCAGUAUCUACGGCCACGCCGAUAUAAAGACCGCUGUUGCCUUGUCCCUUUUCGGUGGUGUAGCCAAGGUAGCCAAGGGGUCACAUCACGUUCGUGGCGAUAUCAAUGUGCUACUGCUGGGUGAUCCCGGUACAGCCAAGUCACAAGUACUCAAGUACGUCGAGAAGACGGCGCACCGAGCUGUCUUUGCCACCGGCCAGGGAGCUUCCGCCGUCGGUCUCACGGCUAGUGUCCGUCGAGAUCCCUUGACUAGCGAGUGGACUCUAGAAGGGGGUGCAUUGGUGCUCGCUGAUAGGGGUACGUGUCUGAUUGACGAGUUCGACAAGAUGAACGACCAGGAUCGAACCUCGAUCCACGAAGCUAUGGAGCAGCAGACCAUCUCCAUCUCCAAAGCUGGUAUUGUCACCACUCUACAAGCCCGAUGCGGUAUUAUCGCUGCUGCCAAUCCCAUCGGUGGCCGUUACAACUCUACGAUACCCUUCUCAGCCAACGUCGAGUUGACGGAGCCUAUUUUGUCACGUUUCGACAUCCUUUGCGUUGUCCGAGAUACUGUCGAUCCCGCAGAAGAUGAGCGACUUGCUCGCUUCAUUGUAGGAUCCCACAGUCGCAGCCAUCCAUCUACCCAGGAGGUUAAAGAGACAAUGGAGACUGAGCAGGACACCAAGACUGCGCGCGAGAGCCAAGAUGCGAUCAAAAAGGAGGGACAGAUCCCCCAGGAGCUCCUCCGCAAAUACAUCCUCUAUGCUCGCGAUCACUGCUCGCCGAAGCUGCUGCAUAUGGACGAAGACAAAGUUGCGCGACUCUUCGCUGAUAUGCGACGAGAGUCCCUGGCUACUGGUGCAUACCCUAUCACUGUCCGUCACUUGGAAGCCAUCAUCCGCAUCUCGGAAUCUUUCUGCCGCAUGCGACUUUCAGAGUACUGCUCAGCACAGGACAUUGACCGUGCCAUCGCCGUCACCGUCGACAGCUUCGUUGGCAGCCAGAAGGUCAGCUGCAAGAAGGCACUUGCGCGGGCGUUCGCCAAAUACACGCUGGCCCGACCCGGGGCUCGUGUGUCCAAGAGGGGCGGGACACAAUCGCAGCGGAGGACUACUGCUGUGGGUGCUUAG
This is a messenger RNA of Anthostomella pinea, 2574 nucleotides long. The record is from the annotation of a GenBank genome assembly. Lineage: Eukaryota; Fungi; Ascomycota; Sordariomycetes; Xylariales; Xylariaceae.